Molecule: messenger RNA, 3534 nt
Organism: Labrus mixtus (cuckoo wrasse)
Lineage: Eukaryota; Metazoa; Chordata; Actinopteri; Labriformes; Labridae
Product: von Willebrand factor A domain-containing protein 7-like
Exons: 18
Coding region: 418-3357 (979 amino acids)
Source: RefSeq, a predicted model, not a curated record
AAAAAGAAGGAAUGAGAGCACACAUUCAUUUCCAGCUUAGCGAUAACACAGCGAACACACAAAGGUGUUGACCCAACAGUAUCUACCUGAGAGUAAACACACCAGGCUGACACAGUAACACUGAAGAAAGUACGAGGUGUUUUCAUUGGUCACCUGUUGCCUCGUUACACCAGGAUCACCACCAGUAACCUCUCUAUUGUUUCCUGUUUCUGGCAAAUCAUUGUUGAAUUACUGAUCACAGACGGGGAGACAGACAAUCAAGGAUUCCCCUGCCUGUGUUUGGUUGAGUUCUGGUGUUGUCAAAAGCAACACAAACAAAAAUUUGCCAACGAGUGGAGGAAAAAGCAGGUAGAGGCGGAGAGGAAGGCGUCCAUUUAGAGUCAUUCUGUUCCAUCGUCAAGGUCAUCGUCCUCCGUCAUGCCAGCCUCACAGACAGUCGUGUUUGUGGUGGUGUUGAUCUUCUCCCUGUCAAGCCUUGUUCACAGCUUCCAACCACUCUUCACAUUGGACGGGAAUUCCACGACUCAUCGUGUCAUCACACAGAGAGCGGUGCUCAGGAAGACGGCCGAGGUCUGUCGAGACAUCGCCACCGGGGCGGGACGAGACUUCAGCCUGACUAUUGAUAACAGCCUGACAGCUAGCAAAGUGCUGAGGGCCUGCUCCUCCAUGGGCUCCUCCACUUCUCUCCUCUCCUCUAUCAACUUCCAAACCUCCAUCACCAACAUGUACUUCAGCAAUGCCAAAGUGGACGUGAUUUUUGCACUGAGUGACGCUCACCAUUUUGAUGAUGAAUCCUUUGAGCGCGGACGGGAUAUCAUUACAUCAGGCGUGUCUGCUGUGAAGAAGAGUGUGGCGCUGGAGAACUAUGUCACAGGGAGAUGGACUCUUGGAUUUGUCUUUCAUACCCUACAGGACUUCUACAGCCACAGUAACUGGGUGGAGUUAGGGGAAACAAUCCCUUACAGGUCUCUGAUCAAACCAGAUGAACGUCUUGAGAACUUGGCAGGCCGAAGUACUCCGACCUGUAGAAACUGUACAGGAGAAAACUGUGCAGACAACCUUCUACCUGAGCUGAUGCAGCAGGGGCUUCUCACUUCAGGCUACUUCAACCCCUUCUCUUCAGAUAAACCCGCAGGUAAAUGCAGCCAUGGUGGAACUGUGGACAGGACAAGCAAACGUGAACCAGUAGGGGGGAUCAACAAAGACACUAUAGGGUCCAGUCAUGGCUCCCUUCACCCCAAAGCUGCUGAUUUGGCUGUGGACGCCACAAUGGAGCUACUGGAGGACAUAAGACAGGCUGUCGGAGACAAGAACUUCAUGCGAUUGAUGGGCCUCUCCCAGUCCACUGCGCUGUGUAUUGUCAUCGACACCACAGGCAGUAUGAGUGAUGACAUAGCCGAGGUGAAGAGAAUUUCCUUUGACAUCAUUGACAGAAGGAGGGGUACCCAGGAGGAGCCCUCCGCCUACAUACUGGUACCUUUCAAUGACCCAGACUUUGGGCCCUUGAUUCUGACGACAGAUGCAGACGUCUUCAAAGCCAACAUCAACAAACUGUCUGCAAGCGGAGGAGGAGACAUUCCUGAGCUGUGCUUGUCUGGACUGCAGCUCGCCCUGACUGCUGCUCCACGCUCCUCUGAGAUCUUUGUCUUCACCGAUGCUCCGGCUAAAGAUGCUCAUCUGAGGGGAACCAUCACUGCCCUCAUAGAGAACAGCAAGUCUGUGGUAACUUUCCUGUUGACAGAUGUCCUGGCCAGACGGCGCCGCAGAGACCUUCAGGGUGUGAGUACACGCGUGGUGAGCCAGUUGGACGCUCAGCUGUACAGAGACCUCGCCCGGGCCUCAGGGGGUCAGACCAUCGAGGUCAGCAAGUCUGACCUUUCUCAGGCUACAAGUAUCAUUGAGGACUCAUCAGCCAGUGCUGUGGUGACAGUUUUUCAGGUGGUGAGGAAUCCUGGAAAGCCUGAAAAUUUCACUUUUACUGUUGAUAGUUCUCUAAGGAACAUGACUGUCUACAUCACGGGAGCCUCGUCUCUCGCCUUCACUCUCAUAAGCUCUACAGGUGUUUCUCAGAGCUCCAGUCAGUCCAGCGGUCCUCUGGCAUCCUUCACCACAGCAGGAAACCUUCGCCGGUUAAGGCUCAACUCUGAAAAUCAAACAGGAUCAUGGGAAAUCAGGGUUGAUUCUAAUAACCCGUACUCUGUAAAGGUCACAGGUCAAAGUUCAGUGAAUUUCAUUUUCAACCUUGUGGAAGCUCAUGAAGGCGCUCAUGGAGACUUCAGUCUAAUGGAGCAGCGUCCACAAUCAGGUGGGAACGCCAGCGUCUUGAUCUCUGUGACAGGAAGUGAUAUGGUAACGGUCACAGAGGUCACAUUGGUUGACAGCUCAGGGUCAACAGAGGUCAACGGAUCACUGCAGGCAUUGGGAAGCGGGAACUUCUUGGUGACAUUCAGCAAAGUCCCAGCCGGCGACUUUGUGGUUCGUCUGAGAGGAGAGGACAGCAGCGCCACCUCCAGGUCAACGCCUGAGAGCUUCCAGAGACAGACCUCCACGCAGAUCAAGACCUCCAGCAUCUCUGUGACCACCGAAGCCAACAACACCAGCGUAGAACCAGGCUCCUCCAUCUCCAUCCCGUUCACAGUCGCCACAACCACCAAUGGAGUUGUCAACGACUCUGCAAGUGGGACGUUCACAGUGCGAGCCAACAACGACCGCAGCUUCACCUCGACGUCACCCAGCACAGUUAGUAUAACUGAGGGCAGCGGAGGCAAAGCCAACGGCACGGUGACUCUGACAAUACCAGGCGACGCUGCAUCAGGAACAGACGUGACCCUGACCAUCGUGGCAGAGAAUGCAGCGGCUACCGACACCAACUACGCACUCAUCAGGCUGUCUGUGGCUGCCAAGGUUACAGACAUUAACCGCCCAGUGUGCCAGGAAGUCAGUACAUCAGGCAUCUGUCCGUCCUCUGCGUCGCUCUGCGCUACUUCACAAUGGGAAUUCAUCGCCAACCUCACCGACGGCAUCAAUGGAACCGGCAUCGACAGCAUCACCAUCCGCAAAGGAAACGGUACCCUCAAUACCAGCUCGGUGACCGGAGCAGGGGGUGAGAAUGUUACAGUGGUCACCUACAGCGCCUCCUGCUGUUCACAGAAUGUAGAGCUGAAUGCUGUGGACAGAGAAGGAAAUGUGGGGACGUGUGUGGGACAGGCUAGAGCCACUACCAUCACUGCUGCUCCUGUGACAACUGCUGCUCCUGUGACUCCAGCUGCAGUUAGCACAACGUCCUCUAGAGGGCACACUUUGAGCACUUCACACUGUCUACUGAUCUGUGUUGUGGUUUCUCUCCUCUGGAAGUAAAGAAGGUACUUGGAUGUUGCAAAAAAAAUCUGGUUACUCCUAUCGCAGGUGUUAUGGCUUUGAUUUAAAUCAUCAGGUGUAUAUGACAUCUCAGUUAACAAUCAUCCCUUCAUGCAUUUAUUUACCUUCUUUGUGUUUUGGGUGUUUCAUUACAUUAAAGAGUAUUUAAAAGAUUGA